Xiphias gladius (swordfish) is the source of this 2055-nucleotide messenger RNA. Its product is annotated as zinc finger protein 605. NCBI's taxonomy places the organism in Eukaryota, Metazoa, Chordata, Actinopteri, Istiophoriformes, Xiphiidae. Bases 92 to 1939 code for a protein of 615 amino acids. The record is from RefSeq and is a predicted model, not a curated record. The transcript is spliced from 9 exons.
AGAAGAAGAAGAAGAAGACACAGCGGAUGUAAACAUCAACAAGUUUAGCAGCAGGCAGUUCCCUCAACCUCAUGGCUUGGUUAUUGCUCUGAUGUGCGUUGUCAGCCUUUCAUAUAGACAGACACCUGCGGGGGUCAAAGGUCAGAUCCUCCCCCUGGAUACAGAGACUGUCCAAUCAGAGGAGAGCAAACUGAGGAAACCUCCUCCUGCAGAUGUCGUGGUGAUGUUGUCGGUGAAGCAGAGGUACCAUGACAUCAGCCCUGUGACUCUGCAGGUGGUGGGCGGGGCUGUGAGCUCCAGUCUCUACUGUGGGGAGGUGGAGGGUCUGCCAGGGGGGGUGACGGGGCUGGUGGAGUCCUUCCUGGUGGAGCUUUAUCGCUGUAAACUCUGUCAAUUCACCUGUGGCCUCAAGACCUCCAUCAGCAGCCACCUGCUGCUCAGGCAUCGUCCCCCCGCCCUCACUUACCUGAAGGGAGCUGACGAAGGGGGUGCGGCUAAUGGCGGAGAUGAGGCGGGACUCCAGCGGGGGGCGUCACCCUACCAACUGGAUCUGAACGGAGAGUCGAAGCAGAGCGACGAGGACGAGGAGUUCCUGCUGUACAACAUGCUGGACAACAUGAGCCCAACCACCUGUGACAUCAGCACCGAAGGGGGGCUGCAGGUCGCACACACCUGUGAGGUCAGCACUUUGUUUGAGGAGGAGGAGGAGGAGGAGUCCUCCAUCUUCCCUCUGAAGGGGAGUUCAGUGGAUCUGUCCUGUCCCAUUGACCCCCCUGCCACCCAGGAGGAGAUGGCUCAGUCCGCUCACCUCAUGACUCUGGGACUGUGUCGCAUCUCAGCCGCCAGACCUCCUCCUCCCACUGCUUCAUCCGGACAUGUACAACACCCCCCUCCACCUGAAGACUCCCCCCAUCUGUCCCAGGCCGACAGCCUGAAACAGAGCAGGACAGAUGGCCGACAGACGAGGACUUCACCUUCCGGCAGGCGCAGGCUGCCGUGUUUUCUGUGUCCUGUGAUGAUGCCGUCCAGGCGACUGCUGGAUGUUCAUGUCCGUUCCCACCGAGCGGCCGGUGGCUUCGGCUGCGUCCGUUGCAGCUGGACGGCCAACAGCUGGGAGGAGCUGGAGCCUCACUGGAGAAGCCACUGCAGGAGGAGGAGGAGAAGGAGGAGGGAGGAAAAGAAGGAGAAGGAGAAGAAGAAGAAGAAGAAGGUGGCAGCGGUGUUGAGCUUUCCCAUUUCUAUGAAGACAUUCGUGAACGUUGCGUCACGAAACGCUCACCAGCAAACUCAUCAACACAGCAGCUACUCAGAUGGGUGGAGGGGCCUGCCGAUUGGACAAGCACAAGGGAAGGAGGCGGAGCAUACAGACAGUCAGACCAGUAGAACUCGGACUAGUUCACUGCAGAGCAUCACAGAGAAGAAGACCAACACCAGAAGAAAGAAAAAAGAGGAAGAGGAAAAGGAGGCUGAGCAGACGUCUGGAGAGAUCAGAGACCAGACAGGUUUCUGCUGCUCGCUGUGUCACAGGAAGUUCUCCUCUAAGCUGACUCUGAGGCGUCACCUGGGCGUCCACGGAGGAGAGAAACCGUUCACCUGUCCUCACUGUUCAUACAGCAGCAGACUGAAGGCCUCACUGCUGCAACACCUGAGGACUCAUACAGGUGAGAAGCCGUACAGGUGUGCUGAGUGUCCGUAUGCCUCUAUAGAUCGCAGCUCUCUGCUCAGACACUGCAGAACUCACAGUCAGGAGAAACCGUACAGGUGUCAACACUGUGACUACAGCAGUAUUCAGAAGAAGAGUUUGGACCUCCAUGCUCGCCGUCAUCACACAGGUGAGGCGUUUCCAUGCCGUCAGUGUGAGUACUCGAGUCCGGACCGUCAGCUGCUGCUCAGACACGUCCGCCGACACCACGGCCCCUCCCAGCAUGCCACUCUGUGACCUCACAGCUGAUCGGACGCUCAGAUUGGACUGUUAGCUUGUUGGUGGGACUACAGAGCUUAAAUCGAGUCAGUGAUGACAUCACCAGCUGUGCUGCUGAUGUCAUAGUCGUUGUU